ACAUCAUCGCAAAAUCACAACCAAUACCAGACUUCCUCCCUUGUUGCAGCCUCCACUCCACUCAACCUGCGUCCACAUCCACAUAUCAAGAGGGAGGCUCUAACAUCGCCAACAAAAUGGCCGCCAAUACUAAUGGUGAUGCAGCUGCUGUUUUGGAUGACAUUAAGCCCCCUCAAGGCAUUGUUCUGCCACCAAAAGAAUUCCGAACCGUCCUCGAGAAGACUGCCGGUUUCGUUGCCCGCAACGGUAUCACAUUUGAAGAUCGCGUUCGAGAGAAAGAAAAACACAAUCCUAAAUUUAGUUUCCUUAGCAAUGCCGACCCCUACAAUCCUUAUUACCUAUGGCGACUGAGCGAAAUCAAAGAAGGUCGCGGCACGGCUGUCGCCGCAGGACGAGUAGGCGAGGCUGCUGUUGUUGUUGAGGAGAAACCUGAAGGCCCCCCUAAGCCUCCGGACUUCCAAUUCUCCGCGCGUAUGCCCAACAUUAGCGCCCAGGAUCUUGAGGUUGUGAAACUGACCGCUCUGUUUGUUGCAAAGAAUGGCAGGCAGUUCAUGACCGCUUUAUCCCAACGCGAGGCUGGGAAUUACCAGUUUGAUUUCCUCAGACCAAACCACAGUCUUCACAAUUUCUUCCAGCAUCUCAUCGAUCAAUACUCCAUGCUUAUAAAAGCUGGUGGUAUCGGUGGCGAAGGAGGUAAAGUCCAGCAAGAGCGAGUCGCCGAGCUUCAGCAUAACGUCGAGGACAAGUUCCAUAUUUUAAGCCGUGCUAAACAAAGGGCUGAAUGGUUACAGCAUCAAGAGGACGAGAAGCAGAAGAAAGAGGAGGAGGAAGAGAAGGAACGAUUGACAUAUGCGCAGAUCGACUGGCACGAUUUUGUGGUUGUCGAGACCGUCGUCUUUACCGAGGCCGAUGACCAAGCGAACCUUCCUCCACCAACAUCUCUUUCUGAGUUACAAUAUGCUUCUCUUGAACAGAAGGCUAAGAUUUCCGUCAGUGCUAACCUACGUAUUGAGGAAGCCAUGCCUACGGAUGACGACAAUGCCUAUAAUGGGUACGGAGCACCCAAUUACAACCUUCCUCACCAUCCUGCGCAGGCAGCCCAUCCAUCCACCUCGACGCCUCCUCAAGCUGCAUACCAGAUGGCACCUCCGCCACGCCCCAACGGCGCCCAAGAAGACGAAGAGACCCAACGAAUACGGGAGAGAGAAGAAGCUCGGUUACGUAUGCAGCACGCUCAAGCCGAGGCCAAGGGUGGUGCCGCUCCGAUGAAGAUCAAAGAAAACUACGUACCCCGUGCUGCUGCACGAGCGGCUAACCGACAAGGAACUCAAAUGGCCCUAUGCCCUAAUUGUCAUCAGCAGAUUCCAAUGAACGAAUUAGAAGCGCACAUGAGGAUCGAGUUACUGGACCCACAAUGGAAGGAGCAAAAAGCGAAGGCAGAAUCGCGAUAUGCGACUACGAAUUUGUCGCAUGCUGACGUUGCCAACAAUCUAAAACGAUUCGCAAGCCAGCGAGGCGACUUAUUCGACGGCGUCACUGGACAGCCCAUCUCAGAAGAAGAAAUGGCAAGAAGGAAACGAGCCGCAUUAAACAGCUUUGAUGGCAAUCCUGAAGGCAGGAACCAAGCACACAUAAACCAUAUGCAGAAUGUGAACGUCGACGAACAGAUUGCCCGAAUCCAUCAAAGAUUCGCGAAGGACAAAUAAGACUACUAGGACUUGGUGACAAGGGCGGUUUCACCGCUCAACACUCAUUACACUGAAGAAGUAAUCCAUGGCUAAGCGAUCGUGAAGGGAGGAUUUUAUGGACGAGCCACAUAUCGCCGUUGUGAAUCUUUACUGAGCUUACCAGGCUCUCUUGGGCCUGGAGAAGGGUUAGGAAAAUGGGAUCAACCAAAGGCUGAACAGGUAAACAAAACCCAAUAAAAAUAGUUCUUAUCUGUAUUCACCUGCUCAUACUUUAAUACAGCUCUGUGUUUCCGGAUCCC
This is a messenger RNA of Hypoxylon trugodes, 1987 nucleotides long. RefSeq names its product Pre-mRNA splicing factor PRP21 like protein-domain-containing protein. Bases 117 to 1706 code for a protein of 529 amino acids. The record is from RefSeq and is a predicted model, not a curated record. Gene Ontology annotation, molecular function: RNA binding. Gene Ontology annotation, biological process: mRNA cis splicing, via spliceosome; regulation of alternative mRNA splicing, via spliceosome. Gene Ontology annotation, cellular component: U2-type prespliceosome; U2 snRNP; catalytic step 2 spliceosome. NCBI's taxonomy places the organism in Eukaryota, Fungi, Ascomycota, Sordariomycetes, Xylariales, Hypoxylaceae. The transcript is spliced from 2 exons.